GUCACGAUGCGAUAUUCUUCCCCACCGUGAUGUUCCUCCUCCCCCCCUCCUCCCUCCUCCUUGUCUUUUCAUUGAUCCCAGCUGCCCUCGCCCACUCAAAUCCUAAAACUGAUGCAGAAAUUGAGGUCCAGCGAUCGCUGCAACAGGCAGCUUACCACUGCGCACCAGCAGUAGCUCAGUUCACCGCUCAGCGCAAACGAGCUUGGGCUCAGAAGGUCCUCGCUGGUAAUCCAUCUCUACCUGCCUACCAGGAUUUAUUCACUUCAUACAAUGAUGCUACCGAUGGAGAGAAAGCCGUUCCAGGCGAGGAGGGGCAGGAGCUCAUGAGCUGCACACCGGUAACCGAAGAGGCCAAAAUGGAGAACAACUCUUGCGUGCUGACCCCCAUCGUAACGCAAGGUCCUUACUAUCACCUUGCUGGUCACCCCAUACGCCAAAACAUUGCCGAGUACCAAGCCGGCCUCCUUCUUCUCCUUGAUAUCGGCGUCAUUGAUGUAGAGACAUGCCAACCACUUCCUAAUGUUCUUGUCGACAUAUGGCAAGCAAAUGCUACUGGUCACUACGCCGGACACCCCACACCGAAACCAGAGCUCGCCAACGAGAAACCUCAGGUUGGCGGGAAACGAACUGGUCUCCUCACUGCUUUUCCCAGGACGAAUGAUCAUGAGACAUUCCUACGAGGCGCUUGGCCCACCAACGAGAAUGGUGUUGCACAAUUCACGACUAUCUUUCCGGGUUACUACACAGGUCGCGCGACACACAUCCACACCAAAGUCUUCCAGUCAUGGACGACCCUCCCGAACGGCACGUUCGAGGCAGGCAAGCUCUCCCAUGUCGGGCAGUUCUUCUUCGACGACGAAGUGAAUCUUCAAGUCGACAAGAUGCAUCCAUAUACCGGAAACCCUAUCAAAGACACUAUCGGCCGCACGCGGAACUGGCGCGACUCGCUGAACAUCUUUGAAGACUCGCAAGGUCCGGAGGGGAAAUACGAUCCCGUGUUCAAAUUGCAUUUAUUGGGUGGGGUUAUCACUCAGGGUCUUGCAGGGUUCAUCACGAUGGGCAUCAACUCGAGCGUUGAGCUCGAUAACUGGUUGAAGCCUUGAAGCUUGAAGGCCUACAAUUGAACGACGGGAUGGAUAUAUAGCAUGUACAACUAAUUAAUAUUGCGCCAUGGUGUGCUUGGAUUCGACGAUGCAUAGCCGAGUAGUAAAAUCUAUGAGGUCGCUGUAAGGAGUAAG
Messenger RNA from Guyanagaster necrorhizus, 1238 nucleotides. RefSeq names its product aromatic compound dioxygenase. The record is from RefSeq and is a predicted model, not a curated record. Gene Ontology annotation, molecular function: oxidoreductase activity, acting on single donors with incorporation of molecular oxygen, incorporation of two atoms of oxygen; ferric iron binding. NCBI's taxonomy places the organism in Eukaryota, Fungi, Basidiomycota, Agaricomycetes, Agaricales, Physalacriaceae. Bases 30 to 1103 code for a protein of 357 amino acids. The transcript is spliced from 6 exons.